GUCGGACGCCCGCCCGCAUCUUAACCUCAACUUCAACCUCAUCUUCCUGGUCUCGACAACGCCUCAUCAAAUACCCUCGUUCUUCCGAGGACCUUUCCUAUCUUCGAAGAUAUUACCUAUUGUGAUGUUAUCGAGCCAAUGCUGCAUUUGUUACUCUGUACAUCACUUCGCAUCUAGACUUGUACAUGUACAUUACAUACAACCAGAGAGCGGAUAUCCCUUUGGACAGCCAUAAUGACCUCAUCGCUACCGCUGGAUUUGCAAAUGGCGUUGAACUCCCCUGAUCCGCGUGCUGUCCUUCGUCUAUCACAACAAACCCAAUCAUUCCUAAAAAGCCAUCCUGUGCAACAGCCUUCCUUUCCCUUUUCCGUGUUUGCGACUGCAGAGACACCUGAAUUAUGGUUAACUUACGAACAAUUGCUUCUGGCUUGCUUGAGGAUACGUGAUGAUGAAUCCGCGCGCCAAUGCUUGGAACGGCUAUCAAAACGCUUUGGACCCGCCAAUGAACGCAUCAUGGCACUGAAAGGCGUCUACGAGGAAGCACUUGCGAAAGACCAAGAUGCCCUCGAAGAAAUCCUUACAGGUUACGAAAAAGUGCUUGGCGAGAACCCAGUGAAUGUGCCAAUUUUGAAACGGCGAAUUGCCCUCCUACGAUCUAUGUCGCGGUCAGCGGAUGCUAUAUCCGCUCUAGUAGAUUUCCUCGAUGUAUUCCCCACGGACGCAGAGGCGUGGUGUGAACUUGCCGAUCUAUACCAAACCCAGGGAAUGGACAUGCAGGCUAUAUUUUGUUUGGAGGAAGCCCUUUUGGUAGUACCAAAUGCGUGGAACCUCCAUGCAAGGCUAGGCGAAGUGGAGUACAUCGCAUCGACUUCAUCGGACAACCAAGAGACGACCCUGAAACUCCUGGCCGAUUCCGUACGCCGGUUUUGUCGAAGUAUUGAGCUGUGUGAUGAUUAUCUUCGUGGCUAUUACGGACUUAAAUUGAGUACCACCCGCCUUUUGGAUAAACAAUCGGCAAAGUCCGCUACGCAAACGAAAAAUAUUGAUGUUGGCCUGCCCACGCAAGAGACACUCACGAAGCUACAAGCGCUAUCGACCAGAAAACUACGCGAGAUCGUACAAUCGAGGUCGGCCGAUAUCAAAAGUUGGGAGAGGAACCAGAGCGAGCUAAUUGCUGCCCAAGAAUUGCUUGAUCGGGAGGAUAAGUAAGGGGAAAAGGUAGCGGUGGGUGUGGCCUACACCGUAUCCUUUUUCAUCUUUCCACUAUUCUUUCCACCCGGCAUCUCAGCCGCAUGCUAGAUAUGAAUGAAAGCCUCGCGAAGUUGGACCUAUCCAUACCCUUGAACUGUUAUGAUCCUUGACAUGAUCCAGCUGCCAAUACCCACCUUCCACCCGCUGCGGCCCGAAAGGAUAAUGAUUCACUUGCCGACGAUUAAAUUAACUGGAAGCAUCGGAACACGACAGAUAUUCUAGAUCCCUGUUCAUUAAGAACCAACGCGCGAAAGCCGACGAAAGUGUACCAAUAUAACGUCAUACUUUUAAUGCCUGUUCAACCUUUCUUCUCUUGCCUUGUUCUUUCAUGUUAUCUACAGUUAUAUUUAUCAAACGCGUUGAACGAAGGCAAGCGCGUUGAAUUUACAUUUGUAUUUUUAUUUCAUCUUGGAUUAUUUUAUUUUAUUUUAUUCGCAGUUAUCUUGUCAUUCAGCCACUAUUUCCAACGCAACCCAGCUGCUGACAGUUCACGUAAUAACUUCAUAACGUUUGUCUACCUGAUACAUAUCGGAUUGUUAUGUUUCGAUACUGAGGUCCUCCCUUCCAUUGGCUCUUCAAGAGAGAUGCCUUACGACUAGUGCGCCUGGAUUGGGCAGGAAGGAAGACGUGGCACCAAGCAGUUUGACAUUCUACUUUUGCUUCCUCUAGCUGCCAAUUUUCCUCCCGCCUCCUCCCAUGUGGAACAGAGGACCAAGGAAGCACAAGGACGGUAACAAGGGAACCAAGCGGGGCUUUCGACUGUAGCUCCAAAUAUGCUAAAUUCAGGAGGGUCUCAGGGGACUUAUGAUGCGCAUGAAUGUAAGUGCAUGAUAAAAGGAUUGGUUUGGUCGAUUGGUUACAUUCUUUUUUAAAAAGAGAGUAUAUUCAUCGACUGCCAUGCUUCCUUCUCGCUUUCCUCACCGCUUCUCACAUACCGCGUCGACUGCUAAUGGAUGAUUUGACGGAGAAGGUGAUGGAUGAUGCAAGCCACCCAAUCCACUGCUUGACUCGGGAUGGAUGAAUUGUUUAAUUUGUUCGCAAUUGGGGCAGAUUACCAGGUUGGUCUGCGCUAGCUAGCGAUUGUUAUUGGGGUGCGGGCUCUGGAGCAGAUCGUUCAAUGAAGGGGUAACUAAAUCUACAUUCCAAACUCAAAAAUUUCGGAGAACGAUACUCCGCGCGUUUUGUGUCAAUUUCUGCUGAAUAUGAUGUCUCCGGGAACUAGGCAGUUGGGCGGACCUUGUCUUAUCAAUUAGUCUCGUUUCUGUUUGUCGAACUCGGAUUCGAUUUCAACCUUCGAUUUCGGUCUUUGCCGGAAAAUUGGCUCGACAACCGGCCUUGAAAACAGCAGACUUGUUGACCCAUUUUGGGCUUUGGUAUAUUUCAUGAUAUAUCUGACCCUGGGGUGAUUUUCUGCCAUGGAUAACCCUCUCGGUACCGCACUGGACUCCGCCGGACGCCGCUGGACCGGACGACAGGAUUCGCUAUCAGAUUCUCACUCAUUCACUUUUCAUUCUCAGAGACUUAAGACAUCGUUUAGCAUUUACUUAUCAAUCUUCCCGUUGCAUCUGUGCUUGUAUGCACUCAUACGUACAGAGACAUGGCUUCUCUUCGUCCUCCUCCCCCGGGUCUAGCGAGAACAAAUGACAAAGGACACCCACCGCAUCACCCUGCUAUGACAAUUUACGAUAGCGGCCAAAGUCUAUCCCAUUCAUUCGACAACUCUCACCAUUAGACUGCGUCCCCUCAGCCUUUUGGCCGUUGGGCUGACUCCCUGUCCGCUUAUCUCUUGGGAUCCGGCCGGCCAGAGAUUCCUGCCUGAGUCUAUGUUUUGAUUAAUCAUGCUAUAGGCCGGCUCUGACCCUAACUCUGGGCAGCCAGACGCCUUUUGGGCAAUGAUGAUAAGGGAAGAAAGGAAAUAAAACCACAUUGUCCAUCAUCAUUUCUUCAUUUCCCAUUCGUUCUCACUGUACUAUCUAGCGAGCUGUCAGCGUACCGCAUGUGUGUCUGUACGUGAUUGACUCCUUGCGAUCUGGGAUGGGCUAGGCACGGCAGAGAGCGGAGUGGGUGUACGAUAUCCUGCGGUAAGUACGAUUUAAUGUAGGAGGCUUAUUUAGGAUAACUUUGAUGUUUCUGACGAAAAGGUUUGAGCGAUGACAAGUCGGUUUAACUACUACGCGUGAAGUGGAGCGCCUGAGGUCUGGAAGGACUAAGGAAGACAGGAAGAGGGGCGAUUUAAAUAUUGAAAAGGCCCGAGCCUCGUUGGGUGGAGGGAGAGCGCCCGUUGUAUGACCGGACUUCCAACAGACGGGGGAUCUGGGUCUGUUCUUUGACGAUCUUUCUAUUAUUUUAUAUUCCUUUUUAACUAAAUUCCCAAACUCAGAGCUUCCUCUUAUUUAGAUGCAGAAGAUCUGCAGCAGUGGAUGAAUAUAUUAUUACACAUUAAAAUCUCCCUUUUAAACGAGUGGGAUUUCCGUGCUAAUAAUCAUCAGCGUGGCACAAACAUCGUCUCACGAAGGAAGAAAAAGAAAAAGGAACCAAUAUCUGUCAACUAGCAAGCCACAGCGGAAGCAUUAGGGUUGGUUAACAAUGCGAUGACAAUACAACGCACUGUUUGCCUCAUCUCAGGUCCCACCGUGGUCCGGUCAAUUAGUUGCCUUCUCCCAUUUAUGCUCGAGACAACUACGUGGAGGGAGGAGACAGUAAGGGGGAUUUCUAAAAAAACGACCUGCUCUUUGUGCAUAAAGGAUAGAUAUGGCUUUGAAAGGGCAAUGUUGCAUUUUACCUCCCACAAACAGUGUCAAAAUAAGUUAAAAUUGCAAAGUGCGCGGUAUAUCGGAUGUACCCCGCAAGUCACCGGCCACGCAGCUACCAGUGAGAACGGAACCUCAAAGUGAAGCGGGAGGUACAUGUAUGUAUGUAUGUACAUUAUUAUUACAUGUAACGUAGUUACAGUACAUACAC
Messenger RNA from Blastomyces dermatitidis ER-3, 4212 nucleotides. RefSeq names its product tetratricopeptide repeat domain-containing protein. The record is from RefSeq and is a predicted model, not a curated record. NCBI's taxonomy places the organism in Eukaryota, Fungi, Ascomycota, Eurotiomycetes, Onygenales, Ajellomycetaceae. The transcript has 5 exons. Bases 235 to 1209 code for a protein of 324 amino acids. Gene Ontology annotation, cellular component: EMC complex. Gene Ontology annotation, biological process: protein folding in endoplasmic reticulum. Gene Ontology annotation, molecular function: protein binding.